CUCCUCCUCCACCUGGAAGGUGCAAAAGGCUCAACCCCGUACAACAUAUCCGUAUUCUACAGUUCCAACCCAAGUCGGCCACACUGCACCUGCAGCCUCGCACCCCACAAUGGCAACCCCAACAACCAACACCCCGCAAAAGCACCUCGCCGCCUUCUCAUCCCCUGCACCACGCAGCCUCCCUGGCAUGAUAAACUUCGACUCUCCCGCCGCACUCGGGCUCUCACUCGAAGGCGUAGUCGGCAUGGGCAUCAGCAUGAGUGGGAUGGGGAUCAGCGUAAGCGGAAUGGGGCUAACGGCCAGCGCAAUGGGACGUGCAGACGAGGACCAGCGACGGCGGAGACUAGAGUCCGUUAUCGCGAUGCUGAAGACGAAACCGGGGAGGGUAAGUGAAGAGGGUAUUAUUGCGCUGUGCAAGAAAGAGGGCCUGGAGGUUAUGGGAGAGAUGCAGAGUGGGAAUCGGGUUAUGUUGACGUUGCUUAUUGGGAAUGAGGCGAUGUGCGAGAUUGCCCUCCGCGAUGGCGAAAUUGAUAGUGUCAAGCUAGAGCUUGAUCCAGAUCGUCCGGAUAUCGGGUUUGGAACGUCAGGAUCUAAAGUCCUUCUUCAGAGCUUGCGACCGCUUCCCGGGAUGACCAGGAUUAAUCUCACACUAGAGCGCUUCUCGCAUAAUCUGGAUAAGCUACUUCGGAUGGACAAACUGGGGGCCCCGGAGAACGGAGGCGUGAGCUGUUAUCAAGCAGUCCUUGGUGUUUACGGUAGCUUGAAGAAGCUUUUUGAGCACGAGAAGAAGAUGGCGCUGGCAGUUAUCGAGGCUAAUACACCUCAUGCGAACCACAGAGCAGAAAGAGAGGUACUUUGCAAGAAGAGUGGGCGCCCGCGAAUCAAUGCUGGGAACUGCAUUGGCUUAUCGCUUGAAUAUUGGAUGGACCGACGGCAUAUCAUCCCCGCUAGGACACAACGAAAGCCGACUUGGAGUAAAGGCAAGGACAAAAUGGACAUUGAUUCUGUGGAAGGAAACGAAUAUCCCGAGGACGGAGAUCCUGAAACUAAUAAGAUUUACUCCUUAACUAUUGAAUGCGAAUCUUGCCCCUCUUCCAUGUACUCUCCUAUACGCAUUUCAGACGCGUGGAUAUCAGAUGCGAUAGAAAAGGCCCCGGACGCAGCGGACUCCGACAUCAACAACAUCCUCCUCAACAGACCAACAAUCGACUGGUUAGAGCCAUCACCCACAUAUCUACCUUCAGCUCCUCCAGGCGGCGAGCACGAUGCGAUGCAUUUAGAUGUGGCAUCUGGGAGACUGCCAAAUAUCAGAUUCAUCGCCAAAUUCAACCCUCCUCUUGUCGUGCCUCUAUCAGUUGUAGUUACAAUCCACCAGUCCCUCGGCCUAGAUGUUCCCCAGGAUAUUCAUCCCACCACAUUCUUCGGCCUUGCUUUGCGGCCUGGAGACGCGGAUCCGGGACUGGCGGGUAUAGCUAGAGAAUCUACACAGGAAAUCCAAAGCGAGAAAACUGUAUUAGUACAAGGCAAAGACGGACAAGAAGAGCAGAGAAUCCACACAAACUCUCUAUACGUCCCGAAAACCGAGUACUCGCGCACUAUCGAGUCACUACCGUUCCAACACCCGCGGCAACUUGUUGAAAUACUACCAACCCUCCGGCAAUACGCUUUCACAAGCUCACUUCUGCAGCACACAUUCCUGUCCCCUUCUUCAACACCACCGCCACCAACCCCAAAAUCCCCAACUGCUCCCCUCUCCCCACCUCUUACCCCUGAGAAAAGAGACGCGAACUCCCCACUCCAGCUGGACCUCACACUGUCCUACGCACAACCCACACCUCGUCUCUCGCUCUACCUCCCACAUCCUGAAUCCUGUGCCUCGACACGCGCACCUACCUCGCCUACAUCCAGUGCUUCAGUCCUUGAUUCAAUCAUGGGAGCCACGACCACCAAACCCCCAAUCGGUAUCACUAUCGACGUACACGCUAAUGCAGAUCUAAUCGUCUCGGACCAAAACAUUAUUCCUCUACCUCCUAAUCCAGAAGGUGUGGAGAUGGUAGAGGGUGCCCAGGAGUAUCAGGAUCGGGUGAAGAGAGUAGCGAGGGCUCUAGAUGUGUGUGCAGAUUUGGGAGUUUGGGGGGAGUGGUUGAGGAGGGAGGUGGAGAUGAGGGGGUAG
Lindgomyces ingoldianus is the source of this 2173-nucleotide messenger RNA. RefSeq lists its product as uncharacterized. The record is from RefSeq and is a predicted model, not a curated record. Gene Ontology annotation, cellular component: mediator complex. The transcript is spliced from 2 exons. Gene Ontology annotation, molecular function: transcription coregulator activity. Gene Ontology annotation, biological process: regulation of transcription by RNA polymerase II. The coding region runs from base 110 to 2173 and encodes 687 amino acids. NCBI's taxonomy places the organism in Eukaryota, Fungi, Ascomycota, Dothideomycetes, Pleosporales, Lindgomycetaceae.